AGAGAACUAAGUGGCUGGUUGUGGCAGAAAGCAGACGUUAGGCUGACGUGUAGAUCUGGACCGUGGCGUUUAGAUAUGGAGGACUCAUCUCUCUCCGACUGACCCCCUCAGGUCAAUCACAGGAAAAUGGCUGGAAAGAUUGCAAAAGAAGAGCUUGAAGAACUGAGAGAGGCAUUCGAGAAAGUUGAUCUUGACAGCAAUGGUUACAUCUGUGACCACGAACUCCAAGUGCUCUUCAGAGAGGCAAACUUUCCCCUGCCCGGCUACAGGGUGCGGGAGAUCAUCCAGAAACUUGACCGCAACAACGAUAACAAGAUCAGCUUUGAUGAGUUUGUGUUGAUGUUCCAAGAGCUGAAGAGCUCUGACAUUGCUAAAAGCUUCCGAAAGGCCAUCAACAGGAAGGAAGGGAUCCUGGCCAUUGGCGGGACAUCUGAGCUGUCAAGUGAAGGCACUCAGCACUCCUUUUCUGAGGAGGAACGAUUUGCAUUUGUGAACUGGAUCAACAGUGCCCUGGAAAAUGACCCUGAUUGCAAGCAUGUCCUGCCCAUGGACCCCAACACAGACUCGCUCUUUAAGGCUGUUGGAGAUGGUAUAGUGCUCUGCAAAAUGAUCAACUUGUCCGUGCCAGAUACCAUUGAUGAACGAACCAUAAAUAAAAAAAAGCUGACACCAUUCACAAUACAGGAGAAUCUGAACCUGGCGCUGAACUCGGCCUCUGCCAUUGGCUGCCACGUGGUGAAUAUUGGGGCUCUAGACCUGAGGGAGGGGAAGCCCCACUUGGUGCUGGGCCUGCUGUGGCAGAUCAUCAAGAUUGGUCUGUUUGCCGACAUUGAGCUCAGCAGAAACGAAGCUUUGGCAGCCUUGCUAAGAGAAGGAGAGACCCUAGAGGACCUGAUGAAGCUGUCUCCAGAGGAGCUACUCUUGCGCUGGGCUAACUUCCACCUAGAAAACGCUGGCUGGCAGAAGAUCAAUAACUUCAGCUGUGACAUCAAGGACUCCAGGGCAUAUUUCCACCUCCUGAACCAAAUCUCUCCAAAAGGGACAGAGGAGGACCAGCCACGCAUAGACAUCAACAUGGCAGGCUUCAAUGAGAAGGAUGACCUGAAGAGGGCAGAGGCCAUGCUGCAGCAGGCGGACAGGCUGGGCUGCCGUCAGUUUGUCACAGCAGCUGACGUCGUCAGUGGGAAUCCCAAACUCAACCUCGCCUUUGUGGCCAAUCUCUUCAACAAAUAUCCUUCCCUUACCAAGCCUGAGAACGAGGACAUCGACUGGGGACUGUUGGAAGGUGAAACACGAGAAGAGAGAACCUUCCGAAACUGGAUGAAUUCCCUUGGAGUGAAUCCACAUGUCAAUCAUCUGUACGGAGACCUACAGGAUGCUCUGGUCAUUCUUCAACUUUACGAGAAAAUUAAAGUACCGGUAGACUGGACCAACAAGGUCAACAAACCACCUUAUCCCAAGAUUGGAACCAACAUGAAAAAGUUGGAGAAUUGCAACUAUGCAGUUGAGCUAGGUAAGACAACAGCCAAGUUUUCCCUCGUUGGCAUUGGCGGGCAGGACCUGAAUGAUGGCAACGCCACCCUGACUCUAGCCUUGGUCUGGCAGCUGAUGAGAAGAUAUACCCUGAAUGUAUUGGAGGAUUUGGGCGAUGGACAAAAAGCAAAUGAUGACAUUAUUGUCAACUGGGUCAAUAAAACUUUGUCCGAGGCUGGGAAAGCAACAAAGAUUUCAAGCUUUAAGGACAAGGAGAUCAGUAGCAGCUUGGCAGUGGUGGACUUGAUAGACGCCAUCCAACCUGGCAGCAUCAGCUAUGACCUGGUAAAGACUGGCAGCCUAUCAGAAGAUGAAAAGCUGGAGAAUGCCAAAUAUGCUGUGUCUAUGGCGAGAAAGAUUGGAGCACGUGUCUAUGCUCUCCCAGAGGACCUCGUGGAGGUCAAGCCAAAGAUGGUGAUGACAGUGUUUGCCUGCUUGAUGGGUCGAGGAAUGAAGCGAGCCUAAUGGACUGGCUAUGUGGCACUUACUUAACGCCUACCUAUAAGCCAGUAGCCCAAUGGACUGGUUGUGUGGCACUUACUUAACGCCUACCUAUAAGCCAAUAGCUUUCUGAAGGAGCUCCCCCAGUAAAAGGAAUGAAGAAAGAUUUCUGAAUGAAAAUAAUGUGACCAAGAUGGUUUACAAUCAAAAUCUAAAGUAUGUAUGUUAAUAUUUCCACAUCUUUUGGUUACUGGAGGUGUUUACUGAAGGAUAAUGUGCUUUCGUCUUAUUUAAGGGAAGCCCACAGGGCUGAGUUGCUAAAGACAUGGCCAUAUGUUACAGAGGACAAUUUGGUGUGUUACUAGUCAAUAUGCAAAUUCCACUUAAUGUAUAAGAAUGCUGUUUUUGAAGUACACGUGUGUAUUACACAUAAUUCCAGCUUCAAAGUUGUUUACAUAUUUUUACUCAGACUUAAGUUAAUUAAAUUCCUAGUUUCCAUAGCUGACUUGACAAAAAAGAAGUUUGCGAGUUUGGAUUUUUAGGUGUGACAUCUCUCAAAAAACACCCUAACAAUCCCUCUCCCAAAAUGAAGUACAUGCAUGCCUUUAUAAUAACUGGUAUCAUAAAUUGCUACAUAUCAAUAUACAGAAGCCAUGAGGUCCUACAGUCGUAAUGACCAAGGCUGGUGUGCUGUCUGUAUUCUCAUACAUGUCAUUUGUUUGUUUCUUGUGAUUAUAAAGGGAGGUGAAAGGUGUAUGGGAUGUCUGGCCUAUGUUGUACUGGUCUUUUUUUUUUCUCCCCUUCUUUUUAUCUGUUACGUUGGAUGAGGAACUGACUAAGUGUAGUCUCCAGGAUUCUGCUGUGCCUUCUUGUCUUGGUGACAACUUGUAUUGCGCUUUUGAGGCUCACCAUUUUCUUUUGUAUUCAGCAUUACAAAAUAUAAAACGAUAUCUCUAUUCCAGGUAGCUUCGUGGUAGUCUGUGACAAUGUCCAAAUGAUUAAAUUUGGUCAUAUGUACAUAUCUACUCCUAAGUGCUUUAUACAUAAUAAUAAAUAUCUUGUUGAAAAAAUGAUGGGCCUUACUUUUGUAGUUUUUUUUUGGAGGCUUUUGGAGUCCAUUUCAUUCAACCCCGAAUCGCUGUAAUGUAUAAACUCUGUUGUUUUACUGACCUAUUGGUUAUAUUGUCCUCAACGGACCUAAGAUUUAGCCUCAUGAAGCCAACCUAAACCUCGCAAGCU
Molecule: messenger RNA, 3213 nt
Organism: Lampris incognitus (smalleye Pacific opah)
Lineage: Eukaryota; Metazoa; Chordata; Actinopteri; Lampriformes; Lampridae
Gene: pls3
Product: plastin 3 (T isoform)
Exons: 16
Coding region: 127-1998 (623 amino acids)
Biological process (GO): actin filament bundle assembly; actin filament network formation
Cellular component (GO): actin filament bundle; cytoplasm; actin filament
Molecular function (GO): calcium ion binding; actin filament binding
Source: RefSeq, a predicted model, not a curated record